This is a messenger RNA of Hemiscyllium ocellatum (epaulette shark), 1265 nucleotides long. RefSeq names its product mirror-image polydactyly 1 (gene mipol1). Lineage: Eukaryota; Metazoa; Chordata; Chondrichthyes; Orectolobiformes; Hemiscylliidae. The coding region runs from base 36 to 1145 and encodes 369 amino acids. The record is from RefSeq and is a predicted model, not a curated record. The transcript is spliced from 10 exons.
CGAACGGAAGUUGGAGCAGGACUGCUACGGCUGCGAUGAGCUUCAACCCAUAUCAGUUACAGUGUACAGGAGCAGAAAACGGAGAUAGUAAUGCACAAGAUGACCCUUUCACCUCAGGUCAAGUUACCAAACUCUUAAAUGAUAACAGGAGUGUAACAUUCCUAUUAAAAGAGUUGAAUGCUGUGGCGGAAUCUAAUAAAAAGCUUCAGGAUAAACUGUCAGAAAAAGAGCAUGAAUUGGAAAUUUUAAAGCUUGACACUGAAUUACAAGAAAAAGCAGCAGAAGCCAAAAUAGCUGAAAAGGCUACAGUGCUUGUUGAAGAAAUCUAUCGUGCACAAAAGGAACGUGAUGCAGCAGUUAUGGCUCGACUUAGACUUGCCAAUGAAGAAAGAGAUGAAGCCCUCAUCCGAGCUAAAUGGCUAGAACAGACCUUUGAAGGGUUGGAAAAUAUUAACCCUGAAGAAAAUGACAUGACAUUACAGGAAUUACUGAACCGAAUCAACAAUGCAAAUACAAGGAGAUCUAUUGACCAGAAUGAAGAUUUAAUUGUGGAUCGAAUACGCAAAGCCAGAGAGCGGAAGAAGAAAAUAACCGCUGAAGAAAUUAAUGCAGUUAUUGAGGAGAGAGAUUGUGCUUUGGAAAGAUGUAAACAGUUGGAGCAGGAGCUUCAUCUUUUGAAAGAGCAGAACCAGGCAUUGGCAAACAGUACGACACAGCUGAUGACUGAAAACAACCAAGAACGUGCCUUGAAGACUGAAUUACUCACAGUACAGAAAGAAAGGGACAGAGCUUUAGAGCGAUGUAAGGAACAAGAGGAAGAAAUUCAGACACUGAGACUUUAUUACAGCUUACACAAGUCAUUAUCUCAAGAGGUCCCUGUUACUGACCAGUUCAACAUUGCGCUAAGCACUUAUGAUGAUGCUUUAUGCGCUACCAAGGACAUUAAGUCAGCCACGCACCACCAAAAUGAAGAUCUUGCAAACCAGUUACAACUGGCUGAGGUAGAACAAGCAAACAUGAAGAUUAAACUGCAGCAAGCCUUGGAAGCCAAAAUCCAACUGAGUGAAAAAGUUCAGAAGUUGGAACGGCUGGUAGACGUCCUGAGGAAAAAGAUUGGAACAGGGAACAUCAGGACGGUGACUUAAUUGAGUAGCAGUGUCUGACGAUGUAGUCACAUCUGCUGACCAGGCCAUUCUAUUCAUCAUUCUACAAAUAAAAAAGCCUGGUUUUAGCAAACAAUUGUUGUAACCGCCACACUGAAAUAA